GUUAAUUCACAAGCAUGACAAUUGUAGGCGAAGGAGAUUUGGGAGAUUACAUGGAUCCUACUGUUAGAUAUGUUCCCUUGGAACCUAUAGAGAAUCACAUGAAUGAUGUUGAUCGAUCUCGUCUUGUUAAAUACCUUGAUCCUGAAUUCAUUGAUGCUGAAGUCGAUUCAAAGGCAAAAGAUGCUGGCCAACUCGAGUUGGAACACAAAGAAAAGAUAGACACUGAAUUUGACUUGGACGAGGCUAUUGCAAACGAACUGAGAGGAGUCAACUUGCAGGAAGCCAUGUUAAAUCCUCGAGAAUAUCAGUAUGAACUAUACCAAAAAGCUUUAGAGGAAAAUGUGAUUGUUGUUCUUGAUACUGGUGCUGGUAAAACUCUUAUUUCUGUCAUGCUUAUCAAAUCUAUGGUGUUGCAAGAAAGAGAAGCGCGCCUAACGCGAUUUGAAACAAAAUUAGCUUUUUUCUUAGUAGAGCGUGUGCCUUUAGUUUUCCAGCAGGCAAGUGUCAUCAAAGCCAACUGCGAUGUCAAUUUAGAACAAAUGUGUGGAGAAAUGGAAGUGGAUACUUGGUCAGAAAAGCGAUGGAAACAGAUAUUUGAAGAAAAUGAUGUAUGUGUCAUGACUGCACAAAUCUUUCUAGAUACUCUGCGCCAUGGUUUUAUAAGUCUAGACAAGGUUCAUUUGCUUAUUUUUGAUGAAUGCCAUCAUGCAACAAAAAGACAUCCCUUUAAUCUGAUUAUGCGAGAAUUUUAUGACAGAUGUCCUCUUGGAAAUCGACCCAAGAUUUUUGGCAUGACUGCUUCUCCUAUGCAUUCUCGGUCAAGUGUUCAGUCUAGUGUAGUGCAACUGGAGAAAAACUUGGAUGCUCGAGUCUAUACAGCCAAAAACUUGGAAGAGCUUAAUCAGAGCAUUAACAAAGGUCAAGAAAUUACUGUUGAAUAUCAUUCACCACCAUUUUAUAACGAAACACCUUUAUCAGCUCAAGUGCGAGAAAAACUUGGCAAUAUUCCUAGAUAUAGACGUUGCUUUAUUAUCACAUCAGGCAUCUUGAGCACAUUGGGUCCUUGGUGCAGUGAUUAUAUGUGGAAAAUCAUGCUGACUGAUUUAGAAAAGAAAAUGUCUCGUGCAACCCAAAACUUGGAUAGAGAAGCAUUGAUGCAAGAAGAUCUUGCUCUUAAAGAAACGCAUGAAUUUAUUGAUACAGUACCCUUUCCACGCAAUCCUGAUGUAUACAACACUGAAUUAUUCUCGCCUAAGAUUCAGUUGCUUAUCAAGAUUCUCAACAUUUUUGUCAACAAAUCAACAGAUUUCUGUGGUAUUGUGUUUGUGGAACGAAGACAUACUGCAGUAGCCAUUCAAAAAUUGAUUGAAUCACUCGACUGUCUAAAUAAUGCAAGAUGUAGUGUAUUGACGGGUCAUGGCUCAACUGAAGAAGGUGACAUUCAAAUGACUUUUAAAGAACAAAACAAGAUUAUCGAGAAAUUCAGAACUGGUGAAUUAAACUUGCUUAUUGCUACCAAUGUAGCUGAAGAAGGCCUUGAUAUCCAACCAUGUAAUGUUGUCAUUCGGUUUGAUUUCUUUCAUACGUUGAUUGCUUACAUUCAAUCAAGAGGUCGAGCCCGUAAAAAGGAUUCGAAGUAUGUUGUCCUUGUUGAGUCACAAAACAUGAGCCAGCAUAACAAUUUUCAGGACUUUAGAGCACUUGAAGCAGAAAUGAAGACUUUUUGUCAAAUAUUACCUUCAGAAAGAAACGUUGCCAACAAGUUCUCGGUUGGCCAAGACUUGGAACUUGAUUCGAGUGAUGAAGAAGACUCUGACGAAGAAGACUAUCUUGAAUACUCUAUUAUUGUUCCUGAAACGGGUGCUACAAUCACUAAGCAGAAUGCAGUGCCUCUUUUACACAAAUACUGUAGUUCUUUACCAUCAGACAGUUUUUGUGUACUAAAGCCUAUAUUUGAGACCAUAACUACCGGACAAGGCUUUGUUUGUAAAUUGACAUUACCUAGUAAUGCUGCUAUUCAAGAAUUAACAUCGCCUGUUGUCAGAUCCAAGACGCAAGCAAAGGCUUUGGUUGCAUUACAAGCAUGUGAACAAUUACGUUCACUGAAUGCAUUGGAUAACCAUUUGUUGCCUCAUAAUUAUCGUCGAGAAAUAUUAGGUGAAAUGGCACCUCAGUUUGAUGAAAAUGGCUACAUUAUUGGUAGUAGACGCCGUCAUGGCAUGUAUGAAAAGAGAACACCCAAGUUCUGGGAACGAGAAGCUGAACAGGAAGAAGAAGAGGAAGAUGUAGGCGUAGAAGAUAAUUCUGAUUUACUGCAGGCUCAAGUCAAUCACACCUCAGUCCGUAGAGCUGAGACUGUUUACACUGAAGCAAACCAAAACAAAGAACCAAAUCCAGUCAUUGAUCAAAACGUACCUGAAGCACAUCUUUUACUGAGCGAGCAACAAGAGUCUAACGUAUUGGCUGAAGAUCCAAAGGAACCCGAGAGUCAGAUGAAUGAUUUGGCUACAGAAAACAACCUUUUAGAUCUAGGAGAACCAGAGUCUGAGCAAGUGAAAGAAGAAGAAAUUCAAGAGGAGAAAGAAGAAGAGUUACCAAGUGGUCCUUUCUCUUGUUGGUUUACAGUUUUUGAAGUACAAUUGGAAGGCAAUCAAUUUGAAGAAAUUCCUUACCGUCGUCUCUGCUUGAUAUCCAAAAAACCGUUCCCUACUUUUCCUGACCUUAAACUUUUCCACAAGAGUAACCCCUUCAUGGUCAAAGUACGCAAUAUUGAGACUGAGGUUGUUUUUGAACGAGAAACUAUCUUACUACUGUCUGAUUAUAUGUUGAAAUUGAUGCUGGUUUUGAUCAAUAAGAAGUUCCAUUGCCCUAUUGUCGACAUACCUUAUUACAUUGUGCCUUUAAUUAAACACUCUGAAGAUACCCACUUUGAAGCAUUAACAGCUAAAGAACUCCAAGACUUGGUUGAUUGGCAAGAAGUACAGAACAUUAUAGAAUCAAAGACAGAACCUUUUGAAUUAGGGAGCGAAGAGGACAUGACCGAUGCUAUUGUUGUGGAUACGUCUGACAAUAUGCGUCGUUACUUUGUCACCAAGGUAUGUCAUGAUUUGACUCCUUCAAGCCAGGUACCAGAAGGCUCUGCCAUUCGAGAAGCUGGAUUCACUAUAUUCAAAGACUAUUAUUUGCAAAAGAAGAAGAUUGAAGAAGUGGAUGAAAAUCAACCCUUGUUACAAGUCAAACGACUGAAGAAGGUCAUGAACUUUUUGUAUCCAGGUGUCGUUACACAAGGGAAGAUGAAGGGCCCAAUGUUGACUCAUAGUUUACCUUCUUUCUGUCAGCGAUUCUUUAUGAGCGCUAGUGUCUAUCAAGCAACAAUGAUGAUACCUUCUAUCAUGACACGUGUGGAUUCCUUAUUACUCUGUCGUCAAUCCAUGGCUAGAUAUGACUUGCCUAUUCAUGAUGCAGAGAUGCUUGAGGCCUAUACUACACCUUCUGCUAGUAUGGAAAUGAAUUACGAACGUCUUGAAACUCUUGGAGAUUCCUUGCUUAAGUUUAUUGCCACCAUUCGUUUGUACAUUAACUUUCCUUUCAGUAACGAAGGUGAACUUCAUCAUUUGCGUAUCCGUGUCAUCUGUAAUCGAGCACUGUAUCGAUCAGCCAAGCGUCUCAAGUUUUACAGAUAUAUUACUAGUCAAGCAUUCAAUCGUCGAUACUGGCGCCCACCUCAUUUUACAAGCCCAGUAGACAAUGCAGAAACAAUAGAAGGCUUAAAAUACCAUAGAUUGUCAGAUAAGACAUUAGCCGAUAUUGUUGAAGCAUCUCUAGGUGCUGCUUAUAUCAGCACAGGGCUUGAAGGUGGGUUGCAUACAGCUAUUCAACUUCAGAUUCCGUUUGAUGAAAUCAAGACUUGGGAUGACUUUAAACCAGCCUUUGAGAAGACAAGAAAGAGCUUACCUGCCCGUGCUCAAAUAUCAGAACUUAGAAAGCUGGAUCUUCCUGAACUCUACAAAAUAACAGGGCGUAAAUUUGAACAGCCUCUAUUGAUUGUGGAAGCUUUGACACAUGCCAGUUUGCCUAAUUCAACCACACCUUGUUAUCAAAGACUAGAAUUUCUUGGUGAUGCUAUUCUUGAUUUCUUGGUCAUUCGUUACCUCUAUGCCAAAUAUCCUGAUGCUGAUCCUGGUAUCAUUACAGAUCUAAAGGAUUCAUGUGUCAAUAAUCAUAUUCUCGGCAUUGUGUGCAGUGAAGUUGGAUUAUACAAGCAUAUCAUUCACUAUUCAGGCAGACUGGUCCGUGCUAUUGAGCAAUUUGUGGGAGAAGUAGAAGAAGUGAAAGAAAGAGGUGAGGCAGUGGGUGAAUACUGGGUUGAUUUCAAUACACCCAAAGUAUUGUCUGAUGUUGUUGAAAGUAUGCUUGGUGCUACUUUUGUAGAUGCUGGUUUCCGGUUGGAACCUGUAGAGAAUUUGUUUGCCAAAUGGUUUUUGCCCAUUUUAGAUAACCAUGUUACACCCGAGUUAAUCAGAAUCCACCCUCUGCGAAAGUUCUUGACAGAUUUACAGCGUUUUGGCUGUGAUGGUUUUAUGUUGAGAAACCAUUGUACUGGCGAAACUGGCCCUGAAAGUCAAAAAUGUGUCAUCUUCUUACACGGUAAGCCAUUGGCUUGUGGAUCUGAUUGGAAUAUCAAGACAGCACGUCGACAUGCUGCUACAAAGGCCAUGGAAAGACUUCAGGAUGAACCUGAUUUGCUUGAAUCUGUCUGUAACUGCCGAUUCUCUAUGGUGAAACGAGGCUUAAUGGAAAAUACAAAGGCUAAGCAUGGAGAGGAAGAGGAAGAUGAUUAAGCUUUUUGACAAAAUAAAGAUUUCAUCACGUGACUUUCUUC
Molecule: messenger RNA, 4882 nt
Organism: Gilbertella persicaria
Lineage: Eukaryota; Fungi; Mucoromycota; Mucoromycetes; Mucorales; Choanephoraceae
Product: dicer-2 protein
Exons: 6
Coding region: 15-4841 (1608 amino acids)
Biological process (GO): RNA processing
Molecular function (GO): RNA binding; ribonuclease III activity; ATP binding
Source: RefSeq, a predicted model, not a curated record